AUGACUUACCUAGUCUACCACAACGGAUACCACGUCUGUGAGCACCAUCUCAUCGCCGUCAUUUACCUUCCGGCGGUCCCACCGACGAUCAUCUCAGUUAAUAUUCCACCUCCUCCUCCUCCUCGCCAAUUACCGCUCAAAACUGCCACCACAACUCGCGAGGUGUUCAUAAACUUUCGCGGCCUCGACGUCCGCAACACGUUCAUAGACCACCUCCAAGCCGCGCUCCGGCGGGAGAGAGUCGGCGCGUUCAGGGAUGACGUGGACUCGGGCCGCGGCGUGAACGUGAAGCAAGGCGUCCUGCGAGCCAUCGAGGAGUCGAGGUUCUACGUCGUCGUUCUGAGCCGGAGCUAUGCGUCGUCCAAGUGGUGCUUGGACGAGCUGGUGAAGAUCAUGCAUUGUUCGAAUAAGCAUAACAAGAUUGCGUUUCCUGUGUUUUACCACGUGUCCCCGGAGGAUGUCUCCGCCGUCGGCGGGGGCGGGUGCUACAAGGAGGAUUUUGACCGGCAUAAGAAGAAGUAUACUUAUGAAAGAGUCGACGGCUGGCUUCAGGCGCUUGCGUGGGUUGUUGGCGUGUCCGGCUGGGUCGUCGCCAGUGACCAGUACGUAAUUGUCAACCCUUGCCUUGCGUGUGCAUGA
This is a messenger RNA of Linum tenue, 639 nucleotides long. The record is from the annotation of a GenBank genome assembly. Lineage: Eukaryota; Viridiplantae; Streptophyta; Magnoliopsida; Malpighiales; Linaceae.